This is a messenger RNA of Myripristis murdjan (pinecone soldierfish), 270 nucleotides long. RefSeq names its product histone H2A-like. Gene Ontology annotation, molecular function: DNA binding; protein heterodimerization activity; structural constituent of chromatin. The annotation marks the transcript as partial. Gene Ontology annotation, cellular component: nucleosome. The record is from RefSeq and is a predicted model, not a curated record. Lineage: Eukaryota; Metazoa; Chordata; Actinopteri; Holocentriformes; Holocentridae. The transcript has a single exon.
UAUGCCGAGCACGGGGGCGCCGGCGCGCCCGUCUACCUGGCGGCCGUGCUGGAGUACCUGACCGCUGAGAUCCUCGAGCUGGCCGGAAAAGCCGCCCGCGACAACAAGAAGACCCGCAUCAUCCCAAGACAUCUGCAGCUGGCCGUCCGCAACGACGAGGAGCUCAACAAGCUGCUGGGCGGAGUCACCAUCGCUCAGGGCGGCGUGCUGCCCAACAUCCAGGCCGUGCUGCUGCCCAAGAAGACCGACAAGCCGGCCAAGGCCAAGUAG